Sinocyclocheilus rhinocerous is the source of this 912-nucleotide messenger RNA. RefSeq names its product sentrin-specific protease 8-like. Lineage: Eukaryota; Metazoa; Chordata; Actinopteri; Cypriniformes; Cyprinidae. The record is from RefSeq and is a predicted model, not a curated record. Gene Ontology annotation, biological process: protein deneddylation; proteolysis. The coding region runs from base 134 to 772 and encodes 212 amino acids. Gene Ontology annotation, molecular function: cysteine-type peptidase activity; deNEDDylase activity. The transcript has 3 exons.
GGUUUACGGCACCUGCCCUCGUUGCGCUUGUGGUAGAGGAAGGUGGACGUUAUGAGAGCUUACUUUGGGGACUCUUUCUUUAGUAAGUCUCAUCCCCACAGUAAUUGCUGCUGUCAUUCUGGUUGCCUUGAGGAUGGAUCCAGUGGUACUGAGCUACCAGGACAGUCUUCUGCGGUGCUCAGAUGUGGCACUUUUAAAUGGACCCCACUGGCUCAACGAUCAAGUCAUAGGUUUUGCCUUUGAGUACUUUGCAACAGAGCGCUUCAAAAGUUUGGGCGAGAAGGUCGGUUUCAUCAGCCCUGAAGUCGCUCAGUUUAUAAAGUACGCUUCGUGUCAAGAGGAACUCGCCAUUUUCCUGGAGCCGCUGAGUCUUGCGUCUCGUCGGUGGGUUUUUUUGGCUGUCAAUGACAACUCUAAUCAAUCAGCCGGUGGCUCCCAUUGGAGCCUGCUUCUCUAUCGGCGAGACACCAACCAGUUCUCCCACUACGACUCCCAGAGUGGAAGCAACUCAUUGCAUGCUCGCCGAAUUGCAGCUAAGUUAGAGGCUUUUGUAGGCACUGGAGCGAAAGUGCCCUUUGUGGAGGAGCAAAGCCCCUCGCAGCAGAAUAGCUAUGACUGUGGCAUGUAUGUCAUCUGUAAUGCCGAGGCUCUAUGUGAGAGUGCAAGAGUCGAGGGCUGUCCCCACCUGCCCGCUCAGAUCAUAACACCCACCUACAUUACACGGAAACGGACAGAAUGGUAUUCACUAAUACAGAGACUCACCAAGGAAUGACUAGCUGACCUUUUACAUCAUGCAACUGUAUUGAACUGUAUUAGCCACUGGGCAAAGUGAACACACUUAUUUGUCAUACUCAAUCCUGCACAAAGGAUGCACAAAAUAAACUGCAUUUGAAAACAGCAUGCACUUCUCAA